GAAAUCGAACAUACGCAUUAACCCUGUAUUGUUUCUGGCUUCGUAUCUUAAGAACCGUAAACUCAACAUUUCUUUAAAUGGUAGAAAGCCAAUUUUCAAAAUAUUUUUUAUAGGGGUAACGUUUUAAUGCAAAACUUUCUGCAGCCUUCUGUGGCUAAUUUCUUGUUUCUUGACGUCUGGUUUUGAACAAAUGAAAGGAAUCUCCGCCCUUAUUAAUAAACGCAGUUACUAGAUACGGACUCAAAAAACUAAAUCAAAUUCUUAUACCCUGGGUACCGGAGCCUCAUGAAUCCGGUGAUUAAGAAUUGUAGACGACUGCGGUGGCAGAGAAUGAGCCUAUCCUUGUUCAAAAUAAUAUUUCAGCGACUAGUUUCGAACUAUAUUUCUGAGGCUUAAUAAUGGAGCCCCUUUGGCAUCCAGGGUAAAAUCCUUAUUGUCAAACGCUUAUUGCAUUUAUACAUUGCUCCUUCGACGUCUAUGGCAUUGGGAAAGAGCGAAGCAUGUAUAUUCUGAAUCCAGGGAUUCUAUGAUCCACUGGCAUCGCAUAUAUUUUGUCUCUUUCCGCUCACAUACGAAAAGCAAUGUAAGCCAAGAGAUUUUCAACUUUGGUAUGUGACACAAACUAACAGAAAAGAUACAACUGUCGUGAAACUUGGGUUUUAAUUAUUAACUUAAUACUUUGUUAUUAAUCUGCUGAAAACCGCACUUCUAAGGAGGGAGUGAAGUAAAAUUUUGAAACAGAAAGAUCAGAGGAAUAGAGCAAUUUGUUACUUUUAGUUUACUAAUAGUGCCUAGCGAGCAGCCGUUCAGAAACUACCUAUCGCUUGGCCGCCUAUUGCUGCCACUUGCAGAACGUGACGAUAGGGAUGCCAUCCAAUUCAAUAUAAACAUUCGGAAACCAGCCAAUGCAAGUGCGUUGAACAGGUGGUUCAAAGAUCAAAAGACAUGUUAAAACUUAGCAUGAUUUUAUUACAGAAAAAAGAAUCUGCAAAGCAAACUAUUUGUUGUUCUAAGAUAAAACUACAAAAUAUUUAUGGAAUUUGAAAAGCAUUUUUCAGAAGACAGUAUAGAGGAAAAACGCCAUAUUAGUGCAUUCCGUUGUUGUAGAGAGAAGAACAUAACAGAAGUUGUCAUCGCUUGACGCGAGGCCUGUUUGUGCAUUCCGUUAGAGGAAAAAAUUAUUGACAAAAAAAUGUGAUGUCUUGAGAUUAACUUGGCUUGUUGAACCGUUUCUUCAUUCGAUAAGUUUUUGGAAGAGCUAGUAAGAGUAAAAUGCUUGUUCACGAGAGGUUCAUAUGUCCCGCAAAAGUAAUCUUUAUAAAUGGAAAUAUAUUGUCAAGCACAGAAACGAACAGAACAUCACAUAGUACUGGGCUGGAAAUUACCAGAAAUUGUGACAAGAGCAAAGAGUAACUGACCAACUGGAAACAUCUAAUUUCAGAAUCAGAAAGAUGGUGUGGACUAGAAGUGAAAGCGAUCCACAUACACCUGGGGAUGUUGGGAAUAAACAAUGUGACGAAAAAGAUGAGUGCGGAAAGAAGGAAAGUCCUUGCAGAAAAAUAAACCUUUUUGAGAAAAUUGUUGAAAAAUGCGAAAACUUAAUCAUAUACAGUCUACUUCAUCUUCGUAGCUCUCCGCUGGAAGCGCUGAUUGGGCCUGGAGCCUCAACAAAUGAAGGUUACACUCUUGUUCAUGCAUGUUAUUUUGUCAUUGUGUCGUUCAUUCCUAUUGCAUACGUCAUUGCCAACUUGCCAGGUAUUAAGACAUACUUAGGGAAAGAUGUCAAUAUAUGCGUGUUUGUCGAGAAUCCAGAUUCUUGUGUUGAGAUCGUUUCGAGUAUCUUCGCCAAUCGUUUCAGUUUGGCAGUGACAAGUCUGUUUACGUUUAUGGCUCUGAUAACUAUGAAAUGCUUCGUCAAAAAUGACCACGUGCAGCCAUCACUAAGCAAUGGAUUUUGGAUACUGAAGCUGUCACUCAUUUUCUUGGCAUCCUUAGUAGCUUUCUCGAUUCCUCCUGCACUGUUUGAUGUGAUAUGGCAUUAUCUAUGUGUCACAGCGUCGCUUCUACAGUCUAUAUUGAUAACAUUUCUGCUAAUUGAUCUGACCAAUGACAUGUUUAUAAACUCAAGAAAUUCAAAUAGGCAACAACAAACUGCAAAACAAAAAGCCAUGGGAUACUCAAUGACGUUUGUCUUCACUUUGCUUUCAACCACUGCCUUCAUUUAUACAAGUUACAGUGCUUUGAAUGAAAGUGGCCUUACGUUUAGCAGCGCUUUCUCGCUGAUGCUAUUAAUAACCUUCAUAGUAUGCAUGUGCUUUUUAGUCAGAAAGGACAAAGACUCAAUAGCACAGAGCUGUUUCAUUCUUUGUUUCCUGAUGCUUCGAUUAGGUUUGUCACAGGGGUACGAGCUCACUACAAAUAAAAGCAUUCUUAGUAUAUACCUGUUCGUGGACACAGUCCUAAAACUGACUGCAUUGAUUUAUGCACUGUUUAGGGAAAUGGUGCCAAAUCAUUACGAGUUUGGAGGCUCUCAAAUAUACGGAAGAAUAUCCAGCGUCUAUUCAAAUGCUGGCUUUUCUGAGAAAAACUUUAACAUAGCAAACACGUGUGAACAAUACAAGGAUGGAAAAAUUGGACAUAAUGAUACAAACUCCGUGGAAAACUUGCAGGACAGCUACAAGAGAAGCAAGGAUGCAGCCCAACAACUUCUUGAAACAAAAGAUAAUAUAGGGGUGGCUUCAUUAAAACCGUCAUUUCAAGCAAGCAAGCCCUUUAGUCCUGAAAACGAAAAACAUCUAGCUAUUCAAAAACCGACAAAAAAAGCGCCGUCGUAUUCCUUUACUUUUCUGCAUGUUUUUCUUUUGAUAACAAGCCUCGAUUUGAAUUCGAAUCUUACGUCAUUUCACGUGCUAGUUCAAACAGGAAGCUACUUCGAGGUCAACUGCAGCAUAUUUUCGGUUGCUAUCCUUAAACUUUCUACAGCUGCUAUAGCGAUUAUAUUUGUAUGGACAAGAUUGGUUGGAAAAAUCCAUAAGAAUGUGAAUGAGUUCUCUAGCUUCACGCUCCUGGUUACCUUAGCAAAGUCGAUUGCCGAGUUGUUCUACAAAAUUAUGGUCGAGCCACCUAAAUGUAAUGCAAUCAUCUCAAAUAUCAAAUACUUGUACACUGGGAUCUUCGCCUCAAGCAUUAUUGCCUCAUUCGUAGUUUUGUCUCCAAAAGUGAAAAAGAUGCUAGAAAAAAGCACAUUCUUCUGCUCACACAAAACAACCAAGGGAUUUUGCCUUUCAGCAGAUCCAAGUCUUGUUGCUUUAUACAGAAUAUCCAUUUCGACUUCGACGUUAUUUUUCAUCAUGUCUGUUCUUCUACUUGGCGUCUCGUCAGUGGCUAAUCCACGGAAUAAACUACACCUGGGAUUUUGGCCUACUAAAGUGCUGCUGUUAGGACUAGCAUUCAUCACAGCGUUCUACGUUCCGCUUGAAUUUGACAGGAUAUGGAAACACUUUGCAUUAGCUGCUACGCUUGUGGUUACUUUGAUACAGGUUGUCAUUGUCCUUGACUGCACUAGCCAGUUAAUAGCACAUUUUCAUAUUCAAGAAGAAACAUCAUCAAAGAAAGCAAAUAGAAUAUACUUUAGCUGUAGCUCUAUAGCCAUUUUUCUCUACACAAUGGCAUUGACAGCUUUCUUCUGUUUCUACGUAUAUUUUGCACAGUUUUCAGUUUGCAAGUCAAACAGAAUUUUUAUCUGCAUCAACUUAGGCCUAUGUAUGAUGGCUAGCGUAAUAUCAUUGCAUCCGUCAGUCCAGGAUGGAGGUCUGGUUCAAAGUGCAGUUGUGACGUCAUUUUGUAUGUAUUGCACAUGGAGUGCUUUGUAUAACAACCCCAGAGAGGAAUGUAACCCUAUGGCUCAUGAGAUAUUUGAAACUGAAUUAAAACCAACAAAGACUACACUAUUUAUCGUUGAUUUUAUGGCACUCAUGAUAACUUUAGCAUAUGUCACGAUAUAUACUAUUCGGAUACAAGAGUUCUUCCAGCGUUUCGCAGCAGUGUGCUUUCGUUUUCAUUGCCUCAAACCAGCCUCAGGCAGCGAACUUCCAAAAAGCUCAACGGACUUGCAAAAAGUUGGAUUUAGACAGGUUUUACUUGGCUAUCAAUAUCAACAAGUUGCUAUUUCGAUACAAUCGGACGUCAGCAGGCCUAAGACUUCUUAUCCUGAAGCCGAUAAAAAAAUUUCAGACCCAGUGCCUUACAGCUACUCGUUACUUCAUUUAAUAUACGCGUUUCUAUCAAUGCAUGUAUUCAUACUGUUAAUUACAUGGGUAGAAGAAAGACCAGGCUCUCAUAUCAAGAUAAGCUUUCAUUGGACAGUGAUGUGUAUUAAGAUAGUUUCGAGCAGCACUAGUGUUUUACUUUAUAUAUGGAGUUUAGUAGUUCACUUAUUUUUAAAGAAUAUCAACAAAAGCUAAGAAAUUUGUAGUUACAUGAAAACAUUAAUCAGCUAAGUACAUAAAAGUAAACGGAAAUUGAUAAUGUCAAGAUACCAUCCCCAUCAACCCACUACUGCUUUAGCAUAGGUAUCGGAGCAAAUUCGAGAAAACACAGAUUUCUAAAAUUAAAUGUACCAGACAAAAAUUAUAUUAAAAUUCUGACUACAUAAUUUGCUCCAAUCCAGCUCAACAGCAGUGUGUUAGUUGAAUUCCAUAUGCAGGGUGAUUUGUGUCAGGAGUUACGGUCAUUGUUUGGGGGUACGAUCAUUAUUUGAGAUAUCAACUUUACAGUUCUUUUGAAAGGUUGAUAGAAUCAUUUUUCAAUUCAUUAUUUUGAUAAACUUUACUUUUUAUGGUAUUAACAAACCACAAUAAAGUCAAUUGGAUUGGAGAAACGCCAUUUUCUCCACGUGAUUUUCUAGAGUUUUGUUUCCUUUGGAUUUUAAAACUUUGUUAGGAAAAACGGUCCUAUAUUUCUUGUUUUAAGCAUUUUAUUAAACUGAAAUCCUUAGCAGAGCUGGAAAAUGACCGAUUAUCGCAACAUUUCAACAUUCCAAAAGCAAACAAUUUCAAAAUUUAAUUUAAAUCUUAUAGAUGAAUAUCAACCAUAAAAGUAUGCUUGCGAUAUAACUCCCGAGUGUCUAGAUUAUUAAAAUUUUGUAUUCAGCGCUUUGCUCACGAAUUAUGAGCUUUGUGUAAACCAUUUGAAAUUUCCAAAGCAUUAGUAGAAUGUGUAUAAUACUGUGCUGGUUUAUAUGAGAAUUAUGGUACCUGGUAUAUUACUAUUUUUAACAGAAACAUUGUCAAUAACUAUUAAUUGCUUU
This is a messenger RNA of Rhopilema esculentum, 5308 nucleotides long. RefSeq lists its product as uncharacterized. NCBI's taxonomy places the organism in Eukaryota, Metazoa, Cnidaria, Scyphozoa, Rhizostomeae, Rhizostomatidae. Gene Ontology annotation, cellular component: membrane. The record is from RefSeq and is a predicted model, not a curated record.